GCAGCGAGUUCCUCGCAUAAAAAAAUAAAAUAAUAACAAUGACAAUAAAGAAAGAGGGCGGCAAGGAGAGAGAGUAGUGUAAAAAAGGAGGAAGAAUGGCGAAUUUAGUAUUGCGGGUACCAAUCAACUUGAGGAGCUUCUCUGUUUCUGCUUCAUCAAACGGGGCUCCUGGAAACAUUGCUGGUGCACAAAACGGGGGUCCGGUGAUUUUGGAGAUUCCUCUGGAGAAGAUAAGGAGACCGUUAAUGCGCACUAGAGCUAAUGAUCCAAACAAAGUAAAGGAACUCAUGGAUAGCAUUCGUGAGAUAGGCCUCCAAGUACCUGUAAGUAAUCCUUAUAGUUUGAUUUAACUAUUGAUAUCUUUGGGGGUUGGGAAAGGGUGUGUGUUCCUUUAACAUAUUAUUGUAUAAAAUGAGGACAUUAAUAGUACAGCUAUUAGCUUGUUGCUCCAAUUAUGUAACUAGAUGGGUAAUCAACCAAGCCGACAAAUACUCAGCACCGUAAAAGGACCCAAGAAUACCAGAAUUUCUGGCGGGAAAACUAUCAAAUGUGAAGGGAAAAACUGCGGAGGGUAGUCCAUGAAAAAUCUUUCACCGAGUAGGAUUAAUGGGUUAAAAAUACCUCAUCCUUGCCUCUUAUAACUUUCUUGUCAAUUAUAUCCCACAGCCUGUAGCCAAACUCCUCACGACUAUAACCCUGAAAAUUAUACUGCUUGGACUUACUGUCAAGCUUUGGUACUUGCAUCUCUUGGGAUUUGUUCAAAUCCCCUGCAGCCAGACACUUCCAAGCUGAAUUGAACAUACAUCUUUCUCUAUCCACGCUUUAUCUAGCACAUCUCUGUUUAGUAGAACUGAAUGAGAAAGAUGAAUCAGGUGUCACGACCUGAUUCACAAAGGAAAGAAGAAGGCUGAGAACAGAGAAAAGAAACCUGUGUUAGUCUAUAAGAGGAGAAUAGCUGUUGGUAACGUGGCAAAAAUCAAGUGAAGAAGGGCUAUCUGGCUUAAAUCGGAAUAGACCUGAAUAAAGAUUGGUGAUGUGCUUAAAUCUGGAUUAAGAUGGGCAACGUGGGAAAAUCAGAAGAAAUAGGGUUAAGAAGGCUCUUGAAUGUGGUUAGGUUCAUUUCUUAGACAAGGUGUGUUAAUUCUGAUAGCUGAGUAGUCAACAUGUUUUCUUUUGGUUCUACGUGUAGAGCUAAAUAAAAAUAAGAAAAAAAGGAGCA
Molecule: messenger RNA, 1219 nt
Organism: Carica papaya (papaya)
Lineage: Eukaryota; Viridiplantae; Streptophyta; Magnoliopsida; Brassicales; Caricaceae
Source: RefSeq, a predicted model, not a curated record